AUGAUGUUUCCCUGCAGCGCUCUGCCGCCUCCUCUCUACCCGGGCUUACUGCGUCCUCCUGCGGCUCUCUCCUCGCCCCUGACCCGGUCGCUCCGCUCAGGCUUCCUGGUUGAAGACCUCCUCAGAUUAAGCCAGCCUGUCAAUUACAUACAGCGGACUUUCUCUUCCAGAAAUCCCGGAGACAUUCUCCCGCUCAGCCCGCGGCCGGGCGCUUCUCUCCGGACGUUGGGACCCAGCACUGAGCGGUCUGUGCCUCAGACCUCCGGCCAACAGACCCAAAGCAGCUCCGGGUCUCCGCAAACUGUCUGUCCGGACUCCGGCUACCUCAAGUUCGGCGUCAACGCGAUACUGGCGCCGUCCACACGGAGCGUCCAGAGCUUUCAGACUAAGUCCUUCCCUCUGCCUUUCUUUGAUGAAGGCCUCCAUCCUUUCAUCAGAGCUACCUAUUUCACAGCGUCCUCCUCUGUGAUUCCUGUCCCAGGAACGUUUUCAUGGCCCCUAGCGCCCAGAGGGAAGCCCAGAAGAGGCAUGCUGCGGCGGGCUGUGUUCUCAGACCUCCAGAGGAAGGCCCUGGAAAGAACCUUCCAGAAGCAGAAAUACAUCAGUAAACCAGACAGGAAGAAACUUGCCAGUAAACUGGGCCUAAAAGACUCUCAGGUGAAGAUCUGGUUUCAGAACCGCAGGAUGAAAUGGAGAAACUCCAAGGAGAGGGAGCUGCUGUCGACGGGCGGCUGUCGCCAGCAGACCCUCCCCACCAAAACCAACCCGCACCCGGACCUUACUGAUGUCGGCAGCACCUACUGCCACAGGCCUGACAGGACUGCACCCACCGGUCAAGUACAGCUGGACAGUCAGGAGUCGCAGCUUCACCACCACCACCACCACCACCACCAUCAUCAUCACAACCCAUCGUCUCCGUCAGAGUCCAGCAAACAAUCAGAGCUCUCAGAGUCGGACAGUGAAGAAAUCACAGUUUCAUAAGACACUGUCAGAUUCAGGUCUGUGAAGCAAACAGGUUGACAGAUAAAAAAUAAAAAGUAAUUAAAGAAUCUGGUGAAUGGAAGUAAACACCAGAAGUGCUUCAUUCUGCUCCAUACAUAGCUGUAUUUUCUCAGCCUUUCCU
Toxotes jaculatrix (banded archerfish) is the source of this 1123-nucleotide messenger RNA. Its product is annotated as homeobox protein DBX1-B-like. NCBI's taxonomy places the organism in Eukaryota, Metazoa, Chordata, Actinopteri, Toxotidae. The transcript is spliced from 4 exons. The record is from RefSeq and is a predicted model, not a curated record. Gene Ontology annotation, biological process: cell differentiation in spinal cord; regulation of transcription by RNA polymerase II. Gene Ontology annotation, molecular function: DNA binding; DNA-binding transcription factor activity, RNA polymerase II-specific. Bases 1 to 981 code for a protein of 326 amino acids.